This is a messenger RNA of Morchella sextelata, 3594 nucleotides long. RefSeq lists its product as uncharacterized. Gene Ontology annotation, cellular component: plasma membrane. Bases 1 to 3594 code for a protein of 1197 amino acids. NCBI's taxonomy places the organism in Eukaryota, Fungi, Ascomycota, Pezizomycetes, Pezizales, Morchellaceae. Gene Ontology annotation, molecular function: calcium-activated cation channel activity. The record is from RefSeq and is a predicted model, not a curated record. The transcript has 5 exons.
AUGUCGUCUACGACUAUGACCUCAAGCUCGGCCAGGGCCACCGCAACAAUUAAUAGUUCAAUAGAUCCAUUUGCAGAUGCCGGAAAGGCUCAAAACUCAGCGGGAAUGUCUCUGGAGACAUUCCUAUCAUCACUCGGAGUUGCAGCAGCUGUGUUCGGUGUUGAAGUAAUACUGUUCGUUCUUCUGAGAACGAAAUUACAACGUGUUUAUGAACCCAGAACGUACUUGGUGCCGGAAAAACGCCGUACAAAACCGCCCAAGCCUGGGUUUCUAGCUUGGUUUAAGCCCAUAUUUGCUACUGCCAACAGCGAUUUCAUACAAAAAUCCGGUCUAGAUGCCUACUUCUUUCUUCGAUACCUUCUUAUGCUGUUGAAAAUAUUCUGCCUACUCGCCCUGGUUAUCAUUCCGGUCCUUCUACCAUUGAAUUCCAUCGGUGGGAUAGGCGGCGACUCGGUGCAAGGUCUUGAUAGACUGGCAUGGACCAAUGUAGCACCGGAGGACACGAGCCGGUAUUGGGCGCACUUACUGCUUGCCCUGGUCGUCAUCGUUCUUUUCUGUUACAUGUUUUACCGGGAAUUGAGGGCAUAUAUUCGACUACGACAAGCAUAUUUGACCUCGCCACAGCAUAGAUUGAGAGCCAGUGCCACAACAGUACUGGUGGCUUCGAUCCCAAGGAAAUGGUUGGGUGUUAAGGAAUUGCUGGGAUUAUAUGAUGUAUUCCCGGGUGGAAUUAGGAAUAUUUGGAUAAACAGAGAUUUCGAAGAGCUCGCAGAAAAGGUCCAGGAACGUGACAAGCUUGCAAGAUUACUCGAGAAGGCUGAAACAGCACUUAUCAAGAAGGCAAAGAAGAAGCAUAUUAAAAAGCUCCAAGCUGAAGCUAAAAAGAACCCUCAAGCUAAACCGGCAGUUGUAGAGGCCCAGCACGCAGGCGAGGAAAUUGCAGGCCCUGGGAUGUCUUCCGGAAAUCCUCAUCAAAUUCCGGAGGAUAUCCAUGAGGCAGUUGAACAAAAUACUCACAGAAGAAGUAAGUCAAGGUUUGCAAAUAUAAAUCCGAUUCCAGUCGUUGGUGAUGGCCUUCAAAAACUCCAAAGGGGCAUCUUUGAUGGCGUAACUUCUGGGUUCGAUAAAAUCCGAGGCGGCGUAGAAGAUGUGUUGCCGAAGCCUGCGUAUGGUUAUCAGCCAGAGGAUGCAGAGGAUCAUUAUAGAGCACCCGCUGGGCAGCGACGACCUUCACUUAACGAGCGGGGAUCUUCUCGCAGCGCAAAGAGAGGCUCAACAUUAUUAGGACGCGAAGAAGUAGAUGAUAAUGAAGGCCCGUCAAGGAGACGAAACACGCUCAAAGGAGAAGAGGGCACAUCAACUACUCGGACCCCGCUCCCAUUGAGCACUCAGGAGGAAGUAGACGAACCGUCUAAAUUGGCUUUCUGGAAACGAUCACACGCUACCCAUGGUGAAGAAGACGAAACACCGCUCAGUUCUGCUAGUCCGACGACUCCCCGAGCCAGCACUGUCGACGAAAAGGUUGAUGUCUUUGAAAAAAGCGGAAAGGAAGGAAAGAAGGGGAAAAAGGAAAAGAAGAAGACGGAAUAUUCCAAAGCUUAUAAUGAGGAGGAAGCAGACGACAAACUUGGCGAACCAGUAUGGAAGAACUACUUGACUGAGAAGGAUAGAGAAACGAUGAGGCUUCCGAUCUUCGGCCUCACAUGGAUGCCAUCUUUGCCGCUGAUCGGGAAGAAGGUUGAUACAAUCUAUUACUGCCGCAAAGAAGUUGCACGUCUCAACGUUGAAAUCGAGAAGGACCAGAGCGAGCCAGAAAAAUACCCUCUCAUGAACUCCGCAUUUAUCCAGUUCAAUCAUCAAGUUGCUGCACACAUGGCUUGUCAGUCGCUAUCCCACCACGUCCCUCAGCAAAUGUGCCCCCGCCACAUAGAAGUAUCACCUAACGAUGUAAUCUGGGAUAACAUGAAGAUAAACUGGUGGCAAAGGUAUAUGAGAAUAUUCGGUAUAACAGUUGCUGUUAGUGGAUUGAUUAUUGGAUGGGCUUUCCCGGUUGCCGUUGUUGGUUUGCUUUCUCAAGUAGAUUAUCUAACAGAGGUUGUUACAUGGCUUGCUUGGAUAAACGAUCUUCCGAAUCCAGUGGUAGGAUUGAUUCAGGGUAUUCUGCCACCAUUGGGUUUGGCAAUACUGAUGGCGCUCCUGCCCGUCAUUCUCAGAUUGUUUGCAAAGCUUCAGGGUCUUCAUACCGGCAUGGCUAUUGAAAGGGCUGUUCAAGGGAUGUACUUUGCCUUCUUGUUCAUCCAGAUCUUCCUCGUUGUCAGUAUUUCCUCGGGUAUUACUGUCGUUUUGGAGGACCUUCUCAACAAUCCAAUUUCUGCUCCUUCCAUUCUUGCGCAGAACCUACCAAAGGCAUCAAACUUCUUUUUCUCCUAUAUGCUCCUACAGGCAUUCACCGUCAGCGGAGGAGCAAUUCUCCAAAUCGCUACACUGGUUAUUCAGUUUAUAUUGAGCCCUAUUCUAGAUACUACCGCUAGGGAGAAGUUCACCCGUGCUACGACUCUCGUGGAGAUCAAGUAUGGAACUUUCUUCCCUGUCUACACGAAUUUGGCAUGUAUCGGAAUUGUUUACUCAGUUAUCUCUCCGUUGAUCUUGAUCUUCAACAUCUGCACAUUCUCGCUCUUUUGGAUGGUGUACCGGUAUAACAUGCUCUACGUCAACAACUUCCGGUUCGAUACUGGUGGUUUGUUAUUCCCCCGAGCCAUUAACCAGCUCUUUACUGGCAUCUAUGUCAUGGAGGUCUGCCUGAUUGGUCUUUUCUUCCUAGUUCGGGACGCGCAAGGCGAAAUUGCUUGUUUCCCACAAGCAAUCAUUAUGAUCAUCGCGCUUGGAUUUACUCUGUUAUACCAAUACACACUAAACUCGGCCUUUGGACCACUACUAACGUACUUGCCCAUCACAUUGGAAGACGACGCGGUCAUCGAAGAUGAGAAGUUUGCAAGGGAGCAUGAUGAAAUGAGGAGGCUCAAUCGCAUCGUUCCUGAAGAGCAGGAUGGUGAUGACUUGAACGAGGUUCUUGAAGCCCGUGAGAAACGGGAGCAAGCAAGAGACCGUCAUGAGGAGGAGAUUGAAAUGAGGGAGAUUGAACAGAUGAAGCAAGGGCAUAGAAGGGGGAGAAGUACCGCCGAGAAAGCAUCAACAGCGGCUGGAAAGCAGGAGGUAGAAAGGCAUGAAAAUCAAGAUAAGUACGAUAAGGAUGUCGAGGCACAGAAGCGCCAUAGUACAGCCCAACCUGUAUCGCAACGUCCGGAGCUUGCUUUGUUUUCUGAUAUUGCAGACGAGAUUGAGGACUUAUCACCUGAGGAACGCGAUGUUUUGGUCGCAAGGGCGUUUCAGCAUGAGGCUCUCAGAGCUAAGAGGCCCGUCAUCUGGAUUCCUAGAGACGAUCUGGGCAUCAGUGACGACGAGAUCAGGAGGACGCAGAGAUUUUCUGGGAAUAUCUGGAUCAGUAAUGAAUAUACGGGGUUGGAUGCGAAAGGGAGAGUUGUUUAUCGAAGACCGCCUCCAGAUUUCGAUCAGAUGGAUUUAGUCGAACUUUGA